Messenger RNA from Cydia fagiglandana, 6673 nucleotides. RefSeq names its product probable sodium/potassium/calcium exchanger CG1090. Gene Ontology annotation, molecular function: calcium, potassium:sodium antiporter activity; calcium channel activity. The record is from RefSeq and is a predicted model, not a curated record. The transcript is spliced from 17 exons. Gene Ontology annotation, cellular component: plasma membrane. The coding region runs from base 526 to 2538 and encodes 670 amino acids. Gene Ontology annotation, biological process: intracellular calcium ion homeostasis; calcium ion transmembrane transport. NCBI's taxonomy places the organism in Eukaryota, Metazoa, Arthropoda, Insecta, Lepidoptera, Tortricidae.
CUUUAUGCAUCUUGAAAUAAGUCUAACACAUGCGCAGGACAACUUUGCUUACUCAUAUUCAACUAAACAAUCGAUUUUCAGUCGUAAACGUGAUAUAUAAGGUUGAAUUUAGGUUAAACGGGGUAGAAAAGGUUGUAUAUGUGUGAGGGGACGCCGCGCAGCCGCCCGGCAGUACUCCCCGGGCGCCGAGGCCGCUUGCCGUGCUUACCCACAGUGAAAACCUUUAAAAAAACACCCUAAGUCAAUUUUCGCCUUCCAUUUACACCCAAAAACACCUAACGUGCCCCUUUGAAAGCAAUAGAAAAAACUAAAAAACAUGAAAUUGUAAAAAAAACCCCUUUAAACGUUUAAUUUGAUAGUUAACUGUGUAUGAAAACAGUUUAAAGUUGAAAUGUGUGUUCAGUGAAACGUCAGAAGCGCGAAACCUUUGGCAGUGUCUGCGUUACAUAACUGUUCCGGGCAAGAUCGAUACCCUGGGCGUAUUAAUAGCGACCUACGGUUGAGAACAGCUGGCCGGCCGCCAGCAUGCAGACCACGAGGAUGCGGCGGCCGCGGCGGCACCGCUGGCUGACGGUGUCUGUAUUCUUCAUCGCGUACUCCGUCGGCCAGGCGCUCAUGAGCUCGCCUGGAGACGUGCCAAAAGAGGGCUCCACGCUGCCCGACCCAACUCCCACGAUACCCACGUCACUAAAAAAAGAAACUGACUUUACCAAGGAGACCAGUGCAAAAGAAACAGAACCAACUCCCCCUGGUGAAAAAGAGAAAGUGCCAGAGGAUGAGGAAGACAAGGGGAGGAAGAAACUGCUAAAAGGCACCGAGGAGCCCGACGAGGAAGACGAGGGAGAGAAGAAAAAGCAGAAGGACGCCGGAUACGAGCCCUCGAAUGCAGUACCGACGGUCCAUCCCUUGAGGAACUGUACUCCUCCUGCUAUCGAGCAGUUCCCUCGGCCCCUGAUGGGGCAAAACGCGCGCAAGCAUGGAGGCCUGAUAUUACACGUGCUAGUGGCUGUGUUUACGUUUAUCGGACUGGCUAUAGUAUGCGACGAGUACUUCGUGUCCAGUCUUGACAGGAUCUGCGAAGAGCUAAAGCUGGCACCCGACGUGGCCGGCGCCACGUUCAUGGCGGCCGGCAGCUCGGCGCCCGAGCUCGCCACCGUCGUCAUCGGCGUCUUCUGCGCGCAGGACGAUAUCGGCGUGUCAGGCGUGAUCGGGUCCGCAGUGUUCAACAUAAUGUUCGUGAUAUCCGUAUGCGCGCUGUGCGCCGGCACCGUGUCGCACCUCAACUGGUGGCCGCUGUGCCGCGAUUGCUUCUUCUACGCCGUCUCUAUACUGGUCAUGCUGUGCACCAUCGCCAAUGGAUACGUCUCUUGGCCGGAAGCGCUGUUCAUGCUGAUAAUGUACGGCGUGUACUGCGUGGCUCUGCGGUUCAACAGCGAGCUGGAGCGCUGGGUUUUGACCAAGAAGCUGCCCUUCAAGCUGCCAACACGGGAGGAGCAGGCUGCACUCGUCACAUACAAGAGCGCGGCAGGGGCGGCGGCGGCAAAACCCGCGGGUGACGAAUACACGCAAAUGGAGGGACAGACCAAGGAGACCGCCCUGCAGAACCCCCCACCAUACAACCCGGAUGCCGCAUACGACAACGCAGCGUACAACGCUGACCCUGCUGCCCAAGCGUGGGACCCCAACGCCACCUGGGACCCUAACAGCUCUUGGAGUGACCAGUCCCAGCAACCGGCGGCACCUGCUAGCAGCUGGGGCGAUACGUACAACUCUCAGCCGCAGCAGCAGCAGCAGCAACAACCUGACUCGGCCGCUCAAACGCCAGGCCAGCAGCCACAGCAACCACCGCAGGCGGCGCCCGCAGCCCCGGCGUACUACAAGGCUAAGGAGUACAACCCGGAGACCGCCGUCAACCCGCUCAUAAAGCCCGUCGGAGCAAACCACUUCCAACUAGCGGCGUGGUACGUGGCGUACCCGGUGCACUGGUCCUGCCGACACACCAUGCCCGACUGCCGCGGCCGCUGGUACCCCAUCACCUUCCUCAUGUCCAUGCUGUGGAUCUCCUUCUACUCCUACUUCAUGGUGUGGAUGAUCACCAUCAUCGGCUACACCCUGGGCAUCCCGGACACGGUGAUGGGGCUGACGUUCGUGGCCGCGGGCGUCUCCGUGCCCGACGCGCUCUCCUCCCUCGCCGUCAUCAAAGAGGGGUACGGCGACAUGGCGGUCUCUAACGCAGUGGGGUCCAACGUGUUCGACAUCCUGGUGUGCCUCGGUCUGCCCUGGUUUAUCCAGACCGCCAUCAUCCAGCCUGGCUCACACGUCAACGUCAUCAGCAAAGGUCUCGUCUAUUCGACCUUCUCUCUGUUCUCGACCGUGAUCUUCCUGAUCGUGGCCACCCACGCCAACGGCUGGAAGCUGGACAGGAAAUACGGCAUCGUCCUGAUGAUAUGGUACCUCCUCUUCAUCACCUUCGCCAGUCUGUACGAGCUCAAUAUCUUCGGGAACUUCAACCCGCCUGACUGCGAGUCUAUAUAUUAAAUUGUCUAUGGUAAGUGACCUUGGUCUUAGGCGGUGACACUAUCGCACCGCACUGCGACCUUGGUGAAGAAGAGAUGAUCUGUUUCUAGGUCUCACUUAUGGGUGCGACGCACCAAGCUCGCGGUGCGGUGCGAUAGUGUGUUACCACUUUUAAGCAGGCUAUGCGUCCGUGUUGCCAGUUUUUUAAAAGCAUAGAAUUUAGUUUGAUGUUGAAAUGUAUUCUUAAGCUCACCACAGUUGUGUCGGAAUUCAGGUAGCAAUCUCUAUUCUUCGCUCUGACGUAUUUCAAUUUGUUAGUUCGUUAAUAUCUCAAGAGCGUGAAUGAAAUGACAGAUUUUAAAGUACUGACAAAUAAUUCUGGAAAAUCGGACAGAACCAUAGACAUUUCCACUCGAAUUCGGUCGGAUCUGCGUUGAGCCUUAAAUAGCUGUUCUCUUCUAUUUUACGUAUGUUGGCUAUGAAAUCUUUGUAGAUACUAUUUUUGUGACUAUCACAAACUUUAUGCUGGUAAAUGUAUAACAUACGAGUAUUAUAUAUAAUAAGUUUUCUACUACAUAAUACCAUUGUCUUAUGAUGAGUAAAACAUCGAUGUUGUUCUCGCUAUCUGUAAAUUAUAUUACGUUUAAGCAUUUAACUAUGUAUAUUCUAUCUAAUUCUAAUUACGUAGGAUAGUGUAGAUAUUUUAAAGCAUAUUAAAUGUUUUAAUUUACAUUUAAAGUACCUAAAGGUCCAUCAAUAUUUCAAUCUAGUGUUUUUUUUAUCACAGCUCGCUUAAAAUGAAAUAAAGGAAAACUUCUGGUAACAUUCUGUAAAUAUACCUUCACCUCCCUUAAUUGGCGGUGUAUUUUUGUAUUUUUUGUCUUAACCAGAGUCAUUAAUACCCUGCCUACUACUCUUGAGCGCCGAGGAGGUUUGAACCCACAACCUUCCGUGAUUUUUGCCAAAUUAAAAGAGCUGAUUUAGACGGCGCGAACUCGCAUGCGAUUUUAGUUACAUUGCGAACUAUUGGUUACGUCCAAUUCAACCGACCGAUCAAAAACCGCAAUGUAAUGAAACUCGCAUGCGAGUUCUCGCAUCGUCUAAAUGAGCCCGAGUUUGAAGCCGCAUUUAGUGCAAGGUCUCUAGAACAGUGUCGUAUGCAAAAUGAUCAGACCGCAGUUUGACUUUUGACCUUGUAGUGUAACAUUCCAAGGCUUCAAGAAAGCCGAUUUUAACGGGCCGAAAAGUGGUACCGUUACCCCCUGAGAUGUUUAUUAUGUAUUAUUAUACUUAUAAUUUUAAGGAUUCGGCGUAUUACGUUUACGACUUGUUGCGAUAUGCUCAAAUAUUAAAUUUCGACACUCAUAAAAUGAGCUCCAAACGCCAUAAAAAAUAGGUUUUAGGGCCCUUUUUACGAGAGUUGACUUAAAAUUUGAACUAAGUAUAUAAAAACUUAAGUAUUUUCCAAACUAUAGCAAGUCAUUAAUCUCCGUAAGUUAUAAAGUUGUUAAAGGCCUAAGAUUUGUAAAGUUUCUUAUGAAUAGAAAUGCUAGACGUUUUCCUGAUACAAAAUAGGAUACAACUAGAUUAUUUGAUAGCUUGCACUGGAUUCACUUGGAUGGAACACUAAUUAACCGAUUCGUUGCGUGUUCCAUUUUCGAAAACUUUUGGCUGUGGCGCGGAACAAUCAUUUCAUGACACGGCAGCCAUGCCAUCCGCCAUAGAAUAUGAUGACACUCCUCCCGUGUCAUACGCCACACGUAAAAAACAUUGAUGAUACGGCAGGCGUGUCAUCAGCACCGAAUCGGUUAACUGUAAAUUAUAUUUUCUUUAUUUAAGUAUUAUUUAAACAUGUGGUGAAUAAGAAAAUAGACAAAUGUUGUUGCAAAAACAAAGAAAUUGGUCACAUUUCUUUCUCCCUUUUAGCUUCACACUUAUUAUGUUAUUACACUAUAAUGACACGAUUAAUUUAUUAUUACUUAUUAUAGAUUCUAGACUCAUAGUAAUUAAACAAAACAUACCUAAAUAAUAAAUCGAAUUUAUAUGAUCGAUGGAACGGAAUCAUCGAAGUAUCACGAAUUAACAACAUUGAAAUAUAUUUUUAUUAUAAUUAGUAAAAAAAUCAUUUUGUCUCCGGCAAAAUAUAUAAAAAACUAGACCAUUUCUCGAUUCUAAACCUAUAUCUUCCAUCUUAUAACUACCCGCAGGUAUGAAAUAGACUGAUAAAAAUAUCUGUUUCCAAUAAAAUACCUCAAAGAUGACCAGAUUCUUCCUUCUUUAUCAUUAUUUGUACAUUGUUAGUAGUUGACAAUAAAAAAAAUAUCACAUGAGUAAGUAGUGAUGUGUUAAGUUAAAUAGUGUGCAAGACGUUAUUUAAAUCAAUUGAUGUAUUUUUACGCUUGAUAACCUAUGGUUUAAUUAUGAUAAUUGCGAAACGUAUCUUUCCGAAUACAGAGUAUUCCACGAAAAUAUCGCUUACAAAAUGGUACCGACUUAAGUAUUAUGAGAUAGUUAGGAAACCAACGGCCCGAUUCCAACUUUAUGAUACGUCAGUUUAAAUAGAUCUAGAAAAGAUUUGGAUUACAUAUGUCAGUGUCAAACAAGUGUCAAAAUUGACGUUUCUUCAAACAAAUACGUCACUUUUGACACUGACAUAUCUAAUCCAUAUCGUUUCAAUAUCUAGUAUUUGACGUAUCUCGUUGUUCGAAUACGGCUGCAAUUUUUGGUCAUAGCAUUUCACAAGUUACACUUAUGUGGAAUGCUCAAUGUAUGUUUAAUUUUAACUGCCUACAAACUCUACUAGUUCUACGGCGUAGCGCUUCGUAGCUCCGUAGCGAACUUACUCCUUCAACAAUUGUAAGUAGUUCGCUACUACAAUCGAUAUCAUAAUAAAGUGUCAUUCUAUGGAACUUGCUAAUUAUGUAAACAAACCGCUAUACUGAAAUCAUCAUUCAGUGACAGUUUUUAAUACGGCGGUUUGUUUACAUAGUUAGCAAGUUCUAUAGAAUGACACAUUAUAUAAUUUGGUAACGGAUGCAAUUUUUUACCGAGCAUUUGAUAAAAUGAUUCAUCGUAUCGUACCAUUCGUACCUAUCUAUAUCAUUAUCAAAUUAAAAAUAAAAGAUGUAAAUAAAUAUAUUAUGUGGUUAAAUGUGAUGCAUUUAUGCAGAUAAACAUAGUAUUAAGUAUUAUAAUUUAUAAGUCAGUAAAAAGGAUGCCAUAAUGCAGACGUUAGGGCACUGUUUUCUUAACUAUUUCCGUAGGGUAGGUUGCAGAUUUUCUUACGAAAAAGUCUGCAAACUACCCACAUACGCCUAUAAUAAAUACUUGGUAAUACUCAUAGACACGUAAAGUGUCAUUCUAUGGAACUUGCUCACGAUGUAAACAAACCGCCAUACUGAAAUCAUCAUUCAGUGACAGGUUUUAAUAUGGCGGUUUGUUUACAUAGUUAGCAAGUUCUACAGAAUGACACUUUACGUACUAUGUUUCGUGUAAAAAUAUAUAUUUAUAUGAAGAGCUACUAAUGCUUGAUUCUCAUAAAAGUAAUUAAAAUAUUUUUUUGUUUUUAGUAUUUUAGUGCUUCUAAAUAUUGAAUGUACUUUGAUCGCCUUUAAAUAAAAUUGUAUUAUCUGUAAAUGUUUCGUAGGCAUUACCUAACAAUGCGACAAUAAUUUUGUCUGUUACUUAGUUUCUUUAUGAGAAAAAUCUUUAAUAUUUAAUUUGGCAUAAUGCCUUUUUUAAGGUAUGAUCUACCUUCUUUAAAAAUAUAGGUGAAGAUUUCAUAUGUGUGUGAUAAAUAUACCCUUACUAUUUAAAUAAAUCUCCUUUCGUAAAUAAUACUAAGGGCCACCCCACACUAGCGACUUUUGAGCGUCGGCGUCUAGUCAGCGCUAUGGGAAAUGACGUAGCAGUUGCGCCAACGUUGUGUGGAGCACCAGCCAUACGGCUCGAUUCGGGAAAUGAAUAAGAAAUGCACUAGAUAUGAAAUAGUAAAGAUAUGUGACGUUCCACGGCAAAAGGUACCUUAUGGCGGCUGGCGCCGCGAUUCGGGAAAUUCAUUAGAGAUUCACUAGAUAUGAAAUAGUAAAGUUAUGUGACUUUCCACGAUAAAAGGUACCUUAUGGCGGCUGGCGCUUACGUCGCAUAGCGCCGCAAU